AUGUCGAGGUGCCUCAUUAUCUACGGCUUAGCUCGUCUCGAGACUCAAAAUGACUACAUGUGCUUGUCGCCGAAAUUGGCCGCUGGUCUACAGGAAGAGCUCGAUUCUCGUUCCAAAAGUCCACAGCUCGUCGAAAUGCACACGUUCAGAGAUGCAGUCGACGUCAACUAUCAGCGGAUGGCAAUCACCGGCGAGGAGCUCUCGGGUGUACGUUCUUUUAUAAUUCAGUAA
Molecule: messenger RNA, 231 nt
Organism: Ostertagia ostertagi
Lineage: Eukaryota; Metazoa; Nematoda; Chromadorea; Rhabditida; Trichostrongylidae
Source: the annotation of a GenBank genome assembly